AUGGUUGUGGUAAGAAAAAUUCUCAACUGCGAAGUACCAUAUCAGAAAAAAACGGGUCUCACUUAUGAAGAUGGAAUUUGGAAAGGAGAGUGUGUAGAACAUCCCGAAGGCCACUGGAGAUAUGGGGAAAAAAUUUUGAGAUGCCUGAGAGACUAUCCCGACCGAAUUGGCCAGGUGGAUGCCAAAACUGGUGAAGAAGACACCUUAAGAAAUAUAGAGGAUAGAAGUGUCAAAUGCGCUCUGUGGAUGAAGAAACAAGGUGUUAAGCCUGGUGACAUAAUUGCCCUUUGUACCCACAACCAAUUGAACAGCGCAAUUCCAUUACUGGCUUCCCUAUUCCUGGGUGCUGUGUGCAAUCCUUGGUGGGAAACUUACUUGGAAGAAGAUCUUAUAAUCUACUUUCUCAACCACACGGAGCCCAAAGUGAUAUUUACGAACGAAGAAUCAGGCCCUUUUAUCCAGAAUAUUGUCAAGAAAGUUCAGUCACCUGCUAAAGUAAUUGUCCUUGGCAAAGUGCCUAGUAUGCAAUCACUACAAGAAAUUCUAGACCAACAAAACAACGAGCAAGUUCAAAGUUUCGAGUGCGAGAGGAUUGAAACUGCUGACCAACCGGCGAUGUUAAUUUAUACCUCAGGAAGUACGGGAAGGCCAAAGAGCGUUCUUCUGAGUUACGGGUCGUUAACAGCUGGUGUGGGUAACACCGAGGUUGACGGAGCCACCGGCGCCAGAGGCUUUUGGGGUUCCAGCUUCUGCUGGAUUUCCGCUGUCAUAGGAAUGAUGAUCUGUUUCGUCAAAGGUGCGACAGCUGUUGUUUACCCCGCCCCAUCAGAGGCAGAUAUUUGUAGAUUGAUUGAGAAAUACAAGAUAAACUGGAUAAUUUUGGGUACUGGCUCCAUAAAUCGAUUAUGCAAUACCGAAGAGGCUUCUACCUGUGACAUGUCUUCAGUAGAUCUGUUAUUCUUCAGCGGUGCUAUCGUCAAACACGACAUUGAAAAGUUCCUUCUAAAGACUUUCCCAAAUGCAAGCAUCCAUCAAGUUUAUGGUGCUACUGAAUUUGGUGGAGCCGUUACAAUUUCAAAAAUAACUGACGAUUCAAAACCUGGCACGUGUGGAAAGAUAACGAACAAUGUUGAAAUUAAAGUCAUUGAUAGAUCAACUGGAAAGAUCCUUGGCCCCAAUGAAGAGGGUGAAAUAUGUGUAAAAAGCCCAUUUAUGAUGCAAGAAUAUUUUAAAAAUCCUGAAGCGACAGCUUUUGUGCUCGAUUCUGAAGGAUGGUAUCACUCUGAUGAUCUUGGCUAUUAUGACGAAGACGGCAGCUUCUACAUAAUUGACAGACUAAAAGAACUAAUCAAGUGUAAACUAUUCGACAUAGCUCCAGGACCAAUCGAGCAGUGUAUCGGCGAACAUCCUUGUGUUGCAGAAGUGGCUGUCAUCGCAAAACCAUACACCCUAGAUAGAGAACAGCCAAUGGCUUUUGUGACAAAACUCCCCGGUAAAGAGGUCAGUGAGAAAGAUAUCAUCGAACUAGUGGAAUCCAAAUUAUCCGAUCGGAUGAGAUUAUCCGGUGGCGUCAAAUUCCUCGAUCAAAUGCCUUACACAGCAUCGGGAAAAAUCGCCAAGAAAAAACUCAGAGACUUGGCCAGACUCAUCGCGCAAGAAUAA
Messenger RNA from Diachasma alloeum, 1662 nucleotides. RefSeq names its product 4-coumarate--CoA ligase 1. Gene Ontology annotation, biological process: fatty-acyl-CoA biosynthetic process; long-chain fatty acid metabolic process. Lineage: Eukaryota; Metazoa; Arthropoda; Insecta; Hymenoptera; Braconidae. Gene Ontology annotation, molecular function: long-chain fatty acid-CoA ligase activity. The transcript has 8 exons. Bases 1 to 1662 code for a protein of 553 amino acids. The record is from RefSeq and is a predicted model, not a curated record.